AUGCCUUCGGUCGGCGUCAGUGGUUCAUCCAUGGUGGUGCUGGUGCUGGUGCUGGUGCGGGUGCAUCUUCUUGACGCGGGGUCGGACCGUACGGAAUAAAACGCUUCACGGUUAGCCCUCCGCGCCUUGGUCCUAAUAAUUGUGUGCUCGUUAAGUUUCUGUGCUGCAGGCUGCAGCUGUCCGCACCGAGUUCCCCGGGGGUUUGGAUUCUUGGGGUUGGCCGGGGGUGGGGAGGAGGUUCAUGGGUCAAUGGAGUCAUGCGGCUCUUGUCAGUAGUCCUCUUCAUAUUUUUGGACCAAACGCCUGGGAAUUUCUCUCUAUUAUAUUUUAUAAAAGAAAAAAAAAUGAUGAUACAUGCCAUAGCAUCGAACGGUUGGGAUUGGGCGGGUAAUGAUGAUGAUGACCGGGUUCCGGUGCAGAAUUGGACAAAUGAAAUGGAUUGGUAGGGGCCAGCGCGCGCAGAAGAAAAAAGCACAUACUGCUUAACGAGUAGUACGUGGACGUGCUCAGCUGAUUCCCUUUGGAUGACAGACCAACCCAGCUCUAUCUCUGACAUCUCCCACGGAGUACUGGAUUGAUUACCCCACACUCAAACGCCUCUCCGUCCUCCCUGGUUAUCAAUACGGGCCAAAAUCAAAUCGGGGCGGGAGUCAGAACAUUCGGGUUAGCAAGUAUGAACACCUCCUCCCCCGGAUUCCAGGAGUAGUCGUACCUUGAUGGACCUUUUCUGUCUGCUCUGGGCCAGGCUUUUUAAGUUAGUUCGCUGGGAAGAUAAGAUGCUCAGCCACCCACAGGCCCAGCCCGCCAUGCAAGCAUGGACGUGGUUGACCUGUCUCUCUGUCUAUUGCAUUUACUAUAUAUUUUUUUUUGUUUUUGGGGGGUGGGUGGGUCCCAAUUAGCUGGCGCUAGACAGACGCUGUAGAAAGAAAUCUGCAAUUAAUUGUCAAUUGUUUUAGUCUAGAUGUGCUGUGUUCUUAAAUAUUUGUGCUGCUGCUGUUGUUUUGCUGUAUAGCAUCUUCUUCUUGUAAUUGUAAAUGUUUUUUUUUUUUUUGGGUGAGGAAGCUGUGUCACAAAAUAUUUGAGAUAAACUACAAACUAAAGAAAUUAAAAUCGGGGUGCAUGCAGACACACGUGGAUCCAAGAUUUCGUGAUUUGGUAACUUUUUAUUUAUUUAUUUUUGCCAUGCUUGGAAAUUUAUCCGAUUUGGAGCGUUGAACUUGAAAUGUGCACUUAAUUUAACUUGUUAAAAGGUCGCAAGUGGGAGUUCCUUUGAUGUUCUAAUUCUACUGCGUAGGAUUCAUGCGUAAGGAUUUUUAUUAUUUUAUUUUUUUGUUGAGGGAGAUUAAUACCUUAGGAUCAAUCGAUUCCAAUCAAGCAAAUGGAUAAGAUUCAUAUACUCUAGCAACCCUUCAACAAACAAAAGGAAGUCCGCACUAUAGCCUCCUACUAGUUCCCUAGCUUGGCUCCAUAGUUGUUUUCCAUCAACCAUGCAAGCUUCAAAGAUGUUGCUCUUGUUCUCCACGUCUCCACCGCACUUGCGGCACCACCGGUAUAAUUGCUCCACUGCCCGCCGCCCAAAUGGGUGCUCUCUGCCUCUUAAAGUACAAGCCAUGGCAGAGGAGCAAACCGAAAGCGGGAACGGAAUCAUAGACAAAGCAGCCAUUGCUGGGGGAUUGAUCUCUACACCAGUAAUUGCGUGGUCACUGUACACCCUCAAGACCACCGGCUGCGGCCUCCCACCGGGACCAGGGGGAUCCAUAGGCGCCCUGGAAGGCGUGAGCUACCUAGCUGUGGUGGGGAUUGUGGUUUGGUCGGCAUAUACCAAAGCCAAAACGGGCUCGGGGCUUCCAAACGGGCCUUUUGGGUUGCUGGGAGCUGUUGAAGGCUUGUCGUACUUGUCCCUUCUUGCAAUUACAGUUGUUUUUGGCCUGCAAUUCGCCGAGAAGGGUUCCCUUCCCGGGCCACUGCCUAGUGAUCAGUGCUUUGGUUGAGUGUUUUUCUCAACAAUCUUUUCUGCUUUCUUAAUUUUUCUUCGUUUAUAACUUUUUUCUGUUGUUUGUAAAAUAUUGGCAAUUAAUGUCUUAUCACCUUCCAUCUUCAUCGAAGCCACCUUCCAUCUUCAUCGAAGCUCCGGUUUAGACAUUCUUCUUCUCUCAUGGAGUUCGUGAGCUCAAGAAGAACGCAUGCUUUCCGGAUACGGUUAUGUUAGGAUUUUAGCGGCAUGUAAUUUUCAACUAAAAAGCACCUUGACAAGUAAAGACGAUAUAUUUCCCCACCGAUGCUUAUGCUUGCAAUGUGAAUAAAAAUAAUGUAUGUAUUAUUGCCA
This is a messenger RNA of Coffea arabica (coffee), 2326 nucleotides long. The record is from RefSeq and is a predicted model, not a curated record. NCBI's taxonomy places the organism in Eukaryota, Viridiplantae, Streptophyta, Magnoliopsida, Gentianales, Rubiaceae.